Messenger RNA from Bufo bufo (common toad), 1140 nucleotides. It is a transcript of the gene OPN3, whose product is annotated as opsin 3. Gene Ontology annotation, biological process: G protein-coupled receptor signaling pathway. Gene Ontology annotation, cellular component: membrane; photoreceptor outer segment. Lineage: Eukaryota; Metazoa; Chordata; Amphibia; Anura; Bufonidae. The transcript has 4 exons. The record is from RefSeq and is a predicted model, not a curated record. The coding region runs from base 1 to 1140 and encodes 379 amino acids. Gene Ontology annotation, molecular function: G protein-coupled receptor activity.
AUGUCUAAUGUCACCAGGAAUGAUAGUUGGGUGCACACCAAGGAGCCCUUUUCUCGGGAUGCUUAUGACUUCCUGGCUCUGAUUCUGGCUACUGUUGGUGUCUGGGGAAUAUGCAGUAACCUGCUGAUAUUAAUUCUUUACUUUAAGUUUAGAACUUUAAGGACUCCUACAAAUCUUCUGCUGGUGAACAUCAACUUCAGCGACCUCUUAUUAUCAGUUUUUGGAUUUAGUUUUCACUUUGUUUCAUGUGUAAGCAGACAAUGGAUAUGGAAUGAGGCCGGGUGUGUAUUUGUUGGAUUCUGCAAAAACAUUUUUGGUAAUGUGUCAAUAGUUACCGUUACGGUGAUUGCUUAUCGACGGUACAUUCAAGUGGCAUGUAACAAAGUCAUUGACUUCCCAUGGUCAUGGCAAGCAAUAUCUUACAUCUGGAUAUAUUCACUAGCCUGGAGUUCAGCACCAUUACUUGGAUGGAACAGAUACACUCUGGAACUCCAUGGCCUAGACUGCGCUUUAGAUCAGACACCUGAAGGUUUCAGCCAGGUGUCUUUUGUUCUUCUCCUCUUCCUUGCUUUUCUACUAGCCCCAGCAAGCAUUAUGGCAUUUUGCUAUGGAUACAUAUUGUAUUGUAUCAGAAUGCUGCGAAGACUACAAGAUUACCAAACUGGUUCUGCACUCAAAUUAAAGGACUACGAAAUUAAAGUGGCUAAAAUGUGCACCUUGAUGAUCUUGGAAUUUUUAAUUUUUGGCAUGCCGCCUUACAUUAUGUCUCUGCUGGUGAUGUGUGGUUAUAAGGACAUAAUGACUCCUACAGUCGCCAUUGUAUCCUCAGUGUUAGUGAAGCUGAGUACAGCUGCAAACCCACUCGUCUACAUAUUAACAAGCAAGAAGUUCAGACAAGGUCUUCUAAAACUCUACUGCAUCUGGUGCUGGAGAAUGCAAGCAAUAGGAAGAAGGCGGCUUGUUGGAGCCAAAGUGAAAAUAGGCGCCACUGGUAAUAGGCUAAAGAGGAGAGUCAUUUUCAGCUCGUCCUCGGUCAGUUCCAUAGCUUCAACCAGUGAAACUGACACUCAGCAGUCAACAGAAGAGAAACCAGAAAUUUACGGAACGAAUGUGAAAAUAAUCCAUGUACAGCCUCGAUAG